CGCGCUUCUGCGCGCGACCAGGCCCUGCCAUGCGCGCGCGGCAAGAGGAGAGGAAGCGCAGCCGAGCAUCUUUACUCGCCGAGCAGCAACUAUCGCUCUGUAUUACGGUGAUACCGCCGUGGAUGGGGGAAAAAAAAGCCCGUGCAGCUGACUUUUUCGCCAGGAUAUUGUGCAGCAUGACCGGAAUGGAAUGACGAUGGGAUGGAUUUGAAUAUGGGCCAGUGGGCAGGCAUGCGUGCCCCUCUGCUCGGCCUUGUCUUCCUGCUGCUGUUUCUCUUCAAGCCACCACCCUGCUGCGGACAGAACACCCAAGGGGCCUCUCUGAAUUCACCUCAUUUUGACUUCACUCAGCCGGUGUACCAUGCCACAGUCUACGAAAACUCAGCUGCUCGCACCUAUGCCAACAGUAAAAUUAAAAUGGGCAUCCACCUGGCCCUGCGGUCCUGGGAGAUACGCUACAGAAUCACAUCAGGAGAUGAUGAGGGGUUUUUCAAAGCUGAGGAGUAUGUGCUGGGCGACUUCUGCUUUUUGCGCAUAAGAACUAAAGGUGGAAAUGCUGCCAUCUUAAACAGAGAAAUUCAGGACAACUAUGUUUUGACAGUCAAAGCCUCCAUUAAGGGAGAUGCGGUCAUGGAGACCUGGACUAAAAUCAGCAUCCAAGUCUUGGACAUGAAUGACCUGCGGCCUCUUUUUUCCCCUACCACGUACUCUGUGACCAUAGCAGAAAGCACUCCUCUCAGAACUAGCAUAGCACAAGUUACAGCUACAGAUGCAGACACUGGCUCCAAUGGGGAGUUUUACUAUUUUUUCAAGGAAAAAAUGGAGCUGUUUGCAGUGCAUCCAACUAGUGGAGUAGUUUCCCUCAGUGGAAAGCUCAAUGUUGAGGAGCAAAACCGUUACGACUUAGAAAUACUGGCAGUGGACCGAGGCAUGAAGCUUUAUGGAAAUAAUGGGGUCAGCAGCACGGCCAAGCUCUUUGUCCACAUUGAGCGCGUAAAUAUGCAUGCGCCACUCAUAAACGUGAUUGCCCACCACCCCUCUUGGCUUGACAGGAACUCAGUAUUUGCCAUUGUCACUGUACAAGAUCCAGAUGAGGGUAUAAAUGGGUAUAUAGACUCAGUGGUUAUUGUUGGUGGGGACCCUUCUAACCAGUUUUUCAUUGAAAGAUCUAAUGAAAGGGAAUUUGCCAUAAAAGCUUCUGAGACAAUAAAUUGGGAGACUUAUCCAUAUGGCUGUAACCUCACAUUGCAAGCCAAAGAUAGAGGAAACCCAGCAAAGUUUUCUGCUGUCAAAGUUGUCUACGUUGCAGUUAAAAAACAACCGACAUUGGAUGUAAAGUUUGAGCAAGACAUUUAUGAUGUUAGUCUGAGCGAAAUUGCACCGCCAGGCACAAUUGUACAGGCUGUAAAAAUAACACCAGAACCAGAUGAUGCAGAAUAUAUAUUGACACCUUCUGCAGAUUCUCAAUUUUUUCAAAUAAAUACCUUAACAGGUGUCAUCUCCACCAUUGGCUGGUUCACCCAGAUGACUCAGAGUGUCUUUAACCUUGAAGUUUUGGAAAUAGAUAGCGAGCUCAAAGUGAAAGUGCAGAUUUCUAUUGUGGAUGCCAAUGACAAUACCCCAACAUUUUCUCAGUCCUCUUAUGAGGUUUUUGUCAACGAGAGUGUACCAGUUGGGACCACUGUCUUAACAGUUUCUGCGAUGGAUGUAGAUAGAGGAGAAAACGGAUAUAUAACUUUUAGUAUUUCUAGUCUUGUGCCGUUGCCAUUCCAAAUCAAUCAGUUUUCUGGUAUCAUCAGUACAACAAAAAAGUUGGACUUUGAGUCAUCUUCAGAGACAUUUGUGUUUGUUGUCAGAGCAUCCGACUGGGGCUCACCCUAUAGACGAGAGAGUGAAGUGAAUGUUACUAUUCACCUCGAGAAUGUAAAUGACAACCAGCCCUUAUUUGAGAAGGUAGCAUGUCGGGGUGUGAUCUCCACAGAUUUCCCAAUGGAUGAAGUAAUAACCACAAUGUCUGCAAUCGAUAUAGACGAGUUAGAUCUAGUUAAAUAUAAGAUCAUUUCAGGGAACGAACGGGGGUACUUUGACCUUAACCCUGAUUCUGGAAUCCUUGCACUGAGACGCCCCCUGGGUACAGCCAGUCCAAAGAACGGUGUCUUCAGUCUCAAAAUAACUGCCACAGAUGGUGAGAAUUUUUCCGAACCCACGUUUGUAAACAUUUCACUUGUCAAUGGGAAAUCUCCGCCCAAAGAUUUUGACUGCAAAGAGACGAGAGUAGCUCAAAAGUUGGCUGAAAAAUUACUCAAAAAGUCAAAAACAAGCACCAAGCCCAAAAUAGAGGAGGGGUUUAUUGACCUUUUUUCUGUCAACCGUCAAAUGCCGCUGUUUGAAAGAUCUUUUCCCACUGAUAUCUCUGUAGCAGAAGACCUAAAACUUGGCUCGAGUGUUUUCCAGGUAAAAGCCUAUGAUGGUGACACAGGUUUCAAUGGUCAGAUUAUUUACUCUAUUUCAGAUGGGAAUAUUGACAACUGUUUUCAAAUGGACAUGGAGACUGGUCUUAUUCGUGUCUUCCUUCCCAUGGACAGAGAAAAGAGAGAUCGUUAUCUUCUCAACAUCACUAUCUAUGACCUUGGCCUGCCACAGAAAUCUGCUUGGCGUUUGCUUACUAUCUACAUCCUGGAUGCGAAUGAUAAUGCACCACAAUUUUUGCAAGAAGGAGGUUACAGGAUUUCCAUACCUGAAAACACUGCCAUCGGGACAGAUGUCAUUCAAGUGGAGGCCACUGACAAAGAUCUUGGACUAAAUGGAGAACUCAUAUACUCUUUUUUGACCAGCAUCACACAGUUUGGUAUCAACUCCACUAAUGGCAUCGUAUAUGUUGCUGGGCAACUUGAUAGGGAGUUUGCCUCUUCUUUUAAUUUGAAGAUUGAGGCUAGGGACAAGGCAGAGAAAGGUAAACAGAGAUUUUCUAUAACCUCAUUACAAGUCAUAUUGGAAGAUGUGAAUGACUGCCCCCCACUCUUUAUUCCAAGUGUGUACAAAGCCAGAGCUCUAGAGGAUCUCCCAGUUGGAACUGUUGUGGCCUGGUUAGAAACCCAAGACCCAGAUUUGGGUUUGGGGGGCCAGGUCCGCUACUCUUUAGCCAGUGACUACAAUGAAUGGUUUGACAUAGACAAAGCAAGUGGAGCUAUCCGUUUGACCAAGGAGUUGGACUAUGAGACACAGCAGUUCUACAACCUUACUGUUAGGGCCAAAGACAAAGGAAAACCAGUAUCUCUUCUCUCUGUCACUUAUGUGGAAGUGGAGGUCCUUGACGUGAAUGAAAACCUCUACGCGCCAUACUUUUCCCAGUUUGCCUUGUCAGGAUUAAUUAAAGAGAAUGCACGGAUUGGAACUACCCUUCUACAAGUCAGCGCAAAUGAUGAAGACGAUGGCAGGGAUGGAGAAAUCCAAUACUCCAUUCGUGAUGGGAGUGGGCUUGGACGAUUUGCCAUUGAUGAAGAAACAGGGGUGAUCUAUACGACAGACGUGCUCGAUCGUGAGACCAAAGACUCCUAUUGGCUGACAGUGUAUGCCAGCGACCACGGGGUCGUCCCACAGUUCGCCACGAUUGAAGUAUUCAUCCAUGUAGAGGAUGUAAACGACAAUGCCCCCUUGACGUCUGAACCGCUGUACCGACCAUCAAUACCAGAGAACUCUCCUCGUGAUGUUUCUGUGGUCCAGAUCCAAGCCCAAGAUCCUGACUCUACACCGCCCUCAUCUACUGAAAGGCUCAACUUCCGCAUCAUCAGUGGAAACCCACAAAAUUUCUUCACUAUCAACACUCGAACUGGUCUGAUCACAACAACCUCCAGGAAACUGGACCGUGAACAACAAACAGAACACGUUUUAGAGGUAUUAAUCUCAGAUGGUGGGACCAAUCCAAUGCAGAGUACAGUGUGGGUGAUGGUGCAGGUCCUAGAUGAAAAUGACAACAAACCAACGUUUCCAGAGAAGGUCUACCAGGUCAAGCUCCCAGAGAGGGGGAGGAGAAAAAAGGGAGAGCCUAUAUAUCGUGUGUUUGCCUAUGACCGUGAUGAUGGACCCAACAGCGACCUUUCUUAUAGCAUUGUGGAUGGCAAUGAGGAUGGCAAGUUCUUUAUUGACACGAAAACUGCAGUGGUGUCAUCUCGGAAGGCCUUCAAUGCUGGGAGCUAUGAUAUCCUGACAAUCAAGGCAACAGACAACGGUCGUCCUCAGAAGUCAUCUACGGCUCGCCUCCACAUCGAGUGGAUCCAUCGUCCUCCCACAGCUCUGCCACCACUGUUUGAUGAGCCUUUCUACAAUUUUACUGUGAUGGAAAAUGACAAAGUGGCAGAGAUUGUCGGUGUAGUCUCCAUGCAGCGGAGCUCAGCCCCCUUAUGGUUUGACAUCACAGGUCCCAGGUCUUUCCUGGGGAUGUUUAUUAUUCUACAGAGCACUUGCAACAGGAACUGUUCUUCAGAAGGUGGGAAUACAGACCAUGUGUUUGCUGUCGAGAAGGCGAUGGGGACCAUCAUCAUUGCCAAGCCUCUGGAUGCUGAACAAUGCUCCUUCUACAACAUAACAGUGCAAGCUACAGACGGCAUCCACAUUGCCUACACACAGGUUCACAUCACGGUUACUGACAACAAUGACAACGAUCCCAUCUUCUCCCAGCCAUCGUAUGAGGUGAAAAUUUCAGAGGACACACCUCCUGACACUAAGGUCUUUCAGGUCCUAGCCACGGACCGGGAUGAGUACCAUCGGCUGAGCUACUCUUUGCAGAGCUCCAUAGACCCAAACAGCAUGCGUCUAUUCCGCAUUCAUCCCACAAUGGGCACCAUCUACACAACCCAGAGUUUGGACCAUGAAGCUUGUGCACAGCACAUCUUUACUGUCAUGGUAAAAGACCAAGAGUUCCCCUAUCGUAAGAACCUGGCUCGUGUGCUAGUCGAGGUGGACGAUAUAAAUGACCAUGUACCGAUCUUCACGAGUGCUAUGUAUGAGGGUUCCGUUUAUGAGUCAGCAGCAGUGGGAUCUGCUGUUGUCCAAGUGACUGCCCUGGAUAAAGACAAUGGCAAGAAUGCAGAGCUACUCUAUUCCAUUGAAUCAGGGAACCAUGAAAAUUCAUUUCAUAUUGAGCCAGUCUUGGGAAUCAUUACUGUUGCACGUGACCUUGACUUGUCUAGUAUAGGCCACUACAUACUCACAGUCAGAGCGACAGACAAUGGAUCCCCCUCCCUGUCCACAACCACUAUAGUACGUAUUGCUGUCACCAUCUCAAAUAACGCAGGCCCAAAGUUCCCUCAGCCUGAGUACCAAGCCGAUAUCACAGAAAACAUGGCAGUUGGUACCUCUGUCACCACAGUAAGUGCAGUCAGUCAGUCCACUGUCACAUAUGAUAUCAAACAAGGCAACGCAGAUCGAAUUUUUCAGAUAAACCAGUACAGUGGAGUUAUUACAACUCAGAAGCUCCUGGAUUACGAGACAAGAGCAUCUUAUACUCUUACAGUGCAGGCUACAAAUAUGGCAGGCCUGACCACCAACGCAACUCUUCUCAUCCAAGUCUUGGAUGAAAAUGAUAACCCACCAGUGUUCAAGGAACUUCACUAUCAUGGCAGAAUCAGCGAAGCUGCACCAGUCAACAGUAUCGUCUUAAACGCAGAAGAUUCUCCUCUUGUAAUCAAGGCCACUGAUGCUGACCAGAACCAGAAUGCUCUGCUCAUUUACCAAAUAGUUGAGGACAAAGCAAAAAUGUUCUUCACAGUGGACUCGGGGACAGGCUCCAUCAGAACUAUUGCAAAUCUAGACCAUGAGACAUUUUUCACCUUUCACUUCCAUGUUCAAGUCAGGGAUAAUGGCAGGCCACAGAUGACUGCAGAAAGCCCAACUGAGGUCACGGUACAAGUGAUAGACACAAAUGAUUCACCGCCUCGUUUCACCCAGAGUGCGUAUGAAAUAGUAUUGCUUCUACCCACCUAUGUAGGAGUGGAAGCUCUGCGCGUCUCAGCCGUAGACCCAGACAAAGAUAUCCCUACAGAACUCUCUUACUCUCUAACAGAUGGAGCACUGGAACAUUUUUCCAUUAGACCUUCCAAUGGAAUCAUAAUCGUCAAAAACAAUAACUUUUCCAAAGAACGGUUUCGCUUCAGCGUCAAAGUCUCAGAUGGGAAAUUCUCCAACACAGCUCUGGUGACUAUUGUUGUUCGAGAAGCUCUGGAUUCUGGUCUCAGCUUCACUAAUAACCUUUAUACUUCCGCGAUUAAAGAAAAUGUAUCAAAUAUCACCAAGGUGGCUGUUGUUAAUGCUGUGGGAAACCGUCUUAAUGAACCAUUGAAGUACAAGUUGUUGAAUCCUGGUAAACAUUUUAAAAUCCGUCCAACUUCUGGCGUGAUACAGACCACAGGUUUAGCCUUUGAUCGCGAAGAGCAAGAAUUCUAUGAACUGGUUGUUGAGGCAAGAAGGGAGCACGACCUUUUGCAUGUAGCGAGAGUUCUGGUGAAAGUCCAGGUGGAAGACAUUAAUGACAAUGCCCCAAUAUUUGUUGGACUUCCUUAUUAUGCAGCUGUUCAAGUGGAAGCUGAGCCAGGAUCACACAUUUUCAAAGUCAUGGCAGUUGAUAGGGAUAAAGGAAUUAACGGAGAGGUGUCUUACUAUCUUAAGGAUGACCAUGAUCACUUUGAAAUUAAUCAGCAAACAGGAAGUGUUAUGCUCAAGAGGGCCUUUGAAUCUGACGUGUCCAAUAUGGAAUAUAUGAUGGUGAUAUAUGCCAGUGAUGGUGGUUAUCCACCGCUCUCCUCCACUAUAGAGUUUCCUAUUAUUGUUGUCAACAAAGCCAUGCCUGUCUUUGACAAAUCGUUUUAUUCUGUUUCUGUUAAUGAGGAUGUGGCUGUGCAUACUCCUAUUCUUGGCAUCAAUGCAACUAGUCCCGAAGGUCAGCAUAUCUUCUACACAAUCGUUGAUGGAGAUCCGUCUCUUCUGUUUGACAUUGGUUUUGACACUGGAGUCAUAAGUGUUGUCCAUUCUUUGGACUAUGAAACAGCAUCAUACUACCAUCUGACCAUCAGAGCAACAGACUAUUUGACUGGGGCCCGUGCUGAGGUUGACGUGAAUGUGGCUGUUCAGGAUGUUAAUGACAAUGGACCCAUGUUCCAGAAAAUGUCAUACUCUGUAGUUUUAUCGGAAACAGCCAUGAUUGGGACACCGGCUCUUCAGGUUGUUGCCACUGACAAAGACUCUGACAAGAAUAAUGUUGUCCUUUACCAAAUCUUCUCAGAUACACACAACAACACAGACUACUUUCAUAUUGACAGCAGUAGUGGACUAAUUUUGACUGCCCGUAUGCUGGACUAUGAACUAGUCCAGAAGUAUGACUUCAUUGUCAGAGCAACUGAUAAUGGCUUUCCACCGUUAAGUAGUGAGGUGUUUGUCAGAGUUGUGGUGAAUGACACAAAUGACAAUCCUCCGGUUUUCAACCAGCUUCUGUAUGAGGCCCAUGUGAAUGAGUUAGCACCAAAGGGUCAAUUUGUUACCUGUGUCCAAGCCUCGGAUGCUGACAGUUCUGACUUUGACAAGCUGGAAUACAGUAUUUUGUCAGGAAAUGAAAGAAUGAACUUUGUGAUGGAAAAAAAGACGGGAAUUAUCACAUUCUCCAGCAACAAUAAACAAAGGAUGGAGCCAGUUUACAGUCUUAAUGUUUCAGUGUCAGACGGCGUCUUCACCAACACUGCACAAGUUCAUGUUAAUGUGUUGGCAGCCAAUUUGUAUAGCCCCAUCUUUGGCCAGAAUGUCUACGAAGCAGAGCUGAGAGAGAAUGCUGCUGUGGGAACCAAAGUAAUACAGGUAAAGGCAACAGAUGCAGACCCUGGUGUCUAUGGUCAAGUUACGUAUUCCUUUGUCAGCGACGUUGGCAAGUACCAAUUCAGCAUUGAUACAAGUGGCAAAAUCACCACAGUGGAAAAGCUUGAUCGUGAGGAUCCUGCAAACAAAGACAUUGUAUUAACAGUGCUAGCCCAAGACUCAGGUGGACAUGGAUCUUACUGUACAGUACGAGUUACACUUUUGGAUGACAAUGACAAUACACCCCAUUUUGGUGCAACUGAAUACAGAGCUUCUGUCAAAUCUGAUGUGGCAGCAGGUUUUUUUGUGAUACAGAUACAGGCCAGUGAUCCUGAUGAUGGGCCCAAUGCCAGAGUGACAUAUUCCCUCUACAGUGAGGCACACGUCCCUGUGGCAGACAUUUUGGAGAUUGACCCAGAAAAUGGCUGGAUGGUUACAAAAGGAAGCUUUAGUCACUUGAGGAACUCUGUGUUAUCUUUUUUUGUCAAAGCUGUAGAUGGUGGAAACCCAGUUCGCCACUCUUUAGUGUCUGUUUACAUCCAUGUUCUUUCUCCAGAUGGCAUUAUUCCCUCAUUUGGGCAACACAAGUACUCAUUCAGCAUGUCAGAGGAUACACCAAUAGGCUAUGCUAUAGGUAUGGUGCGCCUUAACAAUCCUCCUGGAUAUGACACUCUUACAUCUACAUUUUCUCUGAUUAAUGGAGAGAGUGGAGAAAACAACCAAGAUGUGGUAUUUGUGAUAGAUAAAGAUACAGGUGUGAUCAAAAUUGAUAAGCUCUUGGACCAUGAGUUUAUUAAAGAAUACCACUUCAAAGUUAUUGCCACUGUACAACAGAGCAAGCUGGAUUCUGUAACUUCCGUUGAUGUUGAUGUUAAAGUAGUGGACUUAAAUGACAACAAGCCAUCCUUUGAGACCACCUCUUAUGAAGCCACUGUUUUAGAAGGAGUGCCAAUUGGCACCAAAAUUAUUCAGGUCCAAGCUCAUGACUUGGACUCAGCUGCCAAUGGACAAGUAACAUACAGUCUUGGGGCCUUGAUUCAUUCUGAGCGUGAGUCAGAUGAACUGAUUGGAAUGUUCAGUGUUGACAGCAACACAGGCUGGAUUUCAUCCCGGAAGAACGUGGACCAUGAGUCCAAUCCAUCAUACACCUUCACAGUGAUUGCCUCGGAUCUAGGGGAGGCAAUAUCUCUUUCCAGUACCACCACUGUUACAGUGGCAGUAUCGGAUAUCAACGACAACCCACCCGUUUUCCUGGAGCAACGCUAUAUUGGCACAGUUAAGGAGAGUGACCCACCAGGAGAAGUGGUUGCUGUGCUGAACACUCGAGACAACGACAGUUCUGCGAUUAACCGACAAGUCAGCUACCACAUAACCGGUGGAAACCAUCGUGGUGUGUUUGCACUGGGCCUGGUUCAGGGUGAAUGGAAAAUGUAUGUGAAAGGGCCACUGGACAGAGAGGAACGCAACCUUUACAUUAUAAAUGUCACUUCAAGUGACGGACUAUUUGUUUCCCAAGCAACCGUAGAGGUCACAGUGACGGAUGCCAAUGAUAACAACCCUGUUUGUGACCAGGCACGCUAUACUGCAUUCAUUCCAGAGAAUUUCCCAGUGAAUAGUGUACUGCUCCAGGUUGGUGCUACUGAUGCAGAUGUAGGCAUCAAUGCCUGGAUCCAAUAUUCCUUACAUGGUCGUGGAUCUCAUGACUUCAGUAUUGACCCAGACACGGGUGAGGUCAAGUCUGCUGUAACUCUGGACCGGGAGAUGACAUCCAGCUACUGGCUGGUCGCCCAGGCAACUGAUGGUGGUGGACGGUGGUGCCGUGCCGAGGUGCAGUUGGAAGUGACGGAUGUGAAUGACAACCCACCUAUCUUUACACUUCAACAGUAUACAGCAAGUGUUUAUGAAGACACUGCCACUAAAGCCCUUCUCACCCGUAUCCAAGCCAUAGACCCCGAUGAAGCUGGUCCAGGACGUGCUGUUGUGUACUCUUUAGCAGACUCUGCCGAAGGAUCCUUCUCUAUCGACAAGUCGUCAGGCAUCAUCGUCCUUGAACGCAUCCUGGAUCGUGAGAUUCAGCCAUCAUAUCAGAUAACAGUCCGUGCAUCGGAUCAGGGCUUGCCUGUGCCCCUCUCUUCAUUGAUCAAUGUUACAAUCACUGUGCUGGACAUAAACGACAACCCGCCAGUGUUUGAGCGUCGUGAUAGGCUGGUGACCAUCCCAGAGGACGUGGGAGUGGGCACCAAGAUUCUCACAGUGUAUGCAGCCAGCAAGGACAUAGGGACCAAUGCUGAGAUUACUUAUAGUAUUCGAUCUGGAAAUGAGCAUGGGAAAUUCAGUAUCCAUCCUCUCACUGGUGUCAUUACAGUUGCUGAAUCUCUGGACUAUGAAACAUGCAGGGACUACUUCUUAACAGUGGAGGCUCGAGAUGGGGGUACGCCUCCACUGAGUGCCAUUACCACGGUAAACAUAAACCUAACAGAUGUCAACGACAACGGCCCUAUGUUCAGCCGUGACCUUUACACUGCUGUUGUGUCGGAGGAUGCCACAAUUGGAGAGUCGAUUCUUCAGCUGGUAGCAGAGGAUAUGGACAGCCUGCUGAAUGGAGAAAUUCUCUAUUCCAUUGUGAGUGGGGACCGAGACAACCAGUUCUUCAUUGACCCACUCAGCGGGAUCAUCAGUGUCAACAAGCAUUUGGACCGUGAGACAGUUCCAAGCUACUCAUUGGCCAUCAGAGCUCUGGACAGUGGAAUCCCACCCAUGUCAUCUACUGUUACGGUCAACAUAGACAUCUCCGACAUCAAUGACAACCCACCCACCUUCUUGCCAGCCAACCUUACGACUGUCAUCCAGGAAAACAAGCCCAUCGGUACCAGCAUCAUCCAGCUGUCUGUCAUCGACCUCGACUCCUCGCGCAAUGGCCCGCCAUUUGAUUUCCGCAUCUUGUCUGGAAAUGAGGGAGGCGAGUUUGUGCUGGAGCAAGAUGGAACACUAGUGGCCAGUCAAGUGUUCAGGAGGGACUUGGCAACCAAAUAUGUUAUUCACAUACAGGUGACAGACUCUGGCAGGCCUCGCCUGUCCUCCUCUUCAAUGCUGACAGUCAGGGUGAUUGAAGAAAGCGUACACAGACCUGUCGCUCUUCCACUAGAGGUCCAUAUUGUCACCAUGGAAGAUGAGUUUCCCGGUGGUGUCAUUGGCAAGUUGCAUGCCACAGAUGCUGACCCCUAUGAUGCCUUGACAUUUGGUCAUGCUCCGCCAGUCCACCGCAGUCUCUUCAAAAUCAGCCCUCGUGACGGAAAGAUCAUCGCCCUGGGAGGAUUGGACGCAGGUAGAUACUCCCUUAACGCCAGUGUUAGUGAUGGGCGAUUUGCUGUCCCCGUGCCUGUCAGUGUGCACGUCGAGCAGGCCACUCCUGACAUGCUGCGUGAAGCUGUGACAGUUCGCUUUGAGAGUGUAACACCACAAGACUUUGUAUCCUCACACUUGAAGACAGUCCUGAAGGUGCUGCAGCAGGCUACCACCUCACAGCAGCGCGACACUCUACACCUGCUCAGUCUGCAACCGGUUGGCGGGACUCAGCAGCUGGAUAUGCUUGUUGCCGUGCAAACAGCUGAGGGUGGCUACUAUAAGGCCGCUUACCUCACUCAGAAACUUAGUGCUUCUCGGCGGCGACUAGAGGAAGUCCUCAAGGUUUCAGCCAUCCUGGAUAAAAACUGCUCAGGGCUGGAUUGUCGCGGAGCGCAGUGUGAACAAAGCAUCAUCUUGGAUUCACACAACCUGGCGACGUACAGCACACCACGAGUCAGCUUUGUCUCACCGCGCUUUCAUCGAACCUCACGCUGCACAUGCACUGACGUCAACUGCGCUGUAUUGUCAGAACAAUGUGAAGACCAGCCAUGUCCAGCAGACAUGCAGUGUGUUUCAGUGGACGUCACCAGAGGGCGCUUUGCAUGUCAGUGCCCACCGGGAAAACUUGGAGAGUGCGCAGGUCACUCGUCACUGAGUUUUUCAGGUAACAGCUACAUUAAAUACCAGCUCUCAGAGCGACUUCAAACAGAACUGAAGCUCAGCCUGAGAAUAAGAACACUGCAGACGAGAGGAAUCAUCAUGUACACUCAUAGUGAGCCUUGCACCAUGCUCAAGCUGGACGAGGGAAAGCUGUGGUUCCAGCUCACCUGCGUACCCGGCGACGGACACGGUGACCGUGCCCACAUGUUGGGGAUCUCUGGCCGUCGAGUCAACGAUGGCAGCUGGCACACAGUGACACUGGAGCUCAACCGCAACUUUAGCAGUCUGUCUCUGGAUGACAGCUACGUGGAGGGGCGCAGUGGACCAGCAUACAUGCAACCUCUUGCUUCAGACAGAACCAUCUACUUUGGAGCACUGGUGCAGCAUCCCACCUCACGCAGCCUCAUAGACUCCCAGAAGGACACAAAGGCGAUUGAGGGCUUCCAGGGCUGCCUGGACUCAGUCAUGCUGAACAACAAUGAGCUGCCACUGCAGAACAAGCGCUCACACUAUGCUGAAGUGGUUGGACUGACAGAGCUGAAGCUGGGGUGCAUCCUCUUCCCUGAUGCCUGCCUGCAGCAGCCGUGUCGCAAUGGAGGAAGCUGCAUCAGUCUGUCCUCUGGUGGAUUCUCGUGCAUCUGUAACCGCCUGUACACCGGAGGGCGCUGUGAGAUAGAGAUAACCGCAUGUGUUCCCAAUCCGUGCAGGAAUGGUGGCGUGUGUAAGGCCAUUGGCAAUGCUUUCCUAUGCAGCUGUAGAAGAGGCUUUAAGGGUCUAACAUGUGAAAAGGAUGUGAAUGAAUGUGACCACAGCAAUCCUGAGGGCGAGUGUGAGAACGGCGGUACCUGUGUCAACACUCACGGAUCCUUCUACUGUAACUGCACAGCCGGCUUUGUGGGCCAGCGUUGCAGCUUGCGGCCUGUCGUCGUCCCCGACAUGCAAGCGGGGCAUGCGGUGGUUGGAAAGGAGGAAGUGAUUGGCAUUGCUGUGGUGCUAUUCGUCAUGACCACCCUCAUCGUCCUUUUCAUUGCUUUCCGUAAGAAGGUCUUCCAAAAGAGCUACUCGCGAAACAACUUGUCUCUGGUCCAGGACCCCGCUACAGCAGCCCUGCUCAACAAAGCCAAUGGUCUACAGUUUAAGACCCUGCAUUCCACAGCAGGAGACCCUAUCAACCUUUAUUCAGAGACCGGGCUGGGGCCCACUGUGAUGGGAGCAGGCGGGAUGAUGGGCCCUCCGCAGGUCCCCGUGAGGCCUAUGGGGUACACACCUUGUUUCCAGGGUGACCCACAGUCCACACUAGAGAAGAUGGUGGACGGACGCACGGUGGAGCAUACAGAGAUGAGCACCUUUCACCCGGAGUCACAGAGGAUUCUCUCAGGGACCAACAGGAAAGGGAUUGUUGUGUGCAGCGUGGCCCCAAACCUUCCUCCAGUUUCUCCCUGUCGAUCAGACUGUGACUCUAUACAAAAGAGCCCAUGGGACAGUGAUGAGGGUAAGAUGAUGGAUAUAGCAGAGGAAGUAACAUGUCUCUCAGGGAGCAACAGGGGCAGUAACUCGGAGGUCCAGUCGCUGAGCUCCUUCCAGUCUGACUCUUGUGAUGACAAUGCCUCCAUCGUGACCGUCAUUCGGCUGGUCAAUGACGCAGUCGACACAAUCGAAAGUGAAGUCAUGGACCAAAGUCAUAACUACAAUAGAGCAUACCACUGGGACACAUCAGACUGGAUGCCGAGCACCAGGUUGUCAGACAUUGAGGAGGUCCCGAGCCACAAAUCACGUAGCAGAGGCAACGUAGCAGCACCGCUCGGAGGAAGUACCCGGGAAUUAGAGUCAGACUACUAUCUGGGGGGCUACGACGUUGACAGUGACUACCCUCCUCCCCACGAAGAAGAGUUUUUCAGCCAAGACCAGCUGCCUCCUCCAUUACCCGGUGGAGAAGACUAUGCAGAGCCCGAUGCACUGCUAACUGCCAACCUCCCGGUUUCUAAGGAGAGCACCUUGAGUUCUGUCAGCACUGGACCUCAGCAUGGCAGGCCUCAUUUCCACCCUAGUCAAUACCUCCCUCCCCACCAUCUUCCCAUGGCGGAGGCAGUGCUCGGGGACUUUAGUACUUCGCCGUGUGGGGUUACCUCAAAAAAUGUAGACAGUGACGACUCUGUGUCUCUGAACAUGUGCCUGUCAAUCAGAGCAUCAUCAGCGUCGGACGCAUCGGGCCCCAGUGGGCUGGAUUAUUCUGAACACGGCGGCAAGCUGGACAGUAUGGACGAGCUGCAUCAAGGCGUCACCAUCAUCACGGAUCUGCAGCAACAAACAGAAGUGUGAUUGAUUGUCAAGCAAAGUCUCGCGGACAAGAAGGACAUCAUUCAUUAAUGCAGCAGUUCCAUUCAAUGAAAAAUUAAGUAUGAAAAAGUGUUAUUUAUGAAAAGUUGGUGUUUUUACACGCCAAAUAAAUAAUGUCCCCAACAGUCCUUUUCUUGACAUGCAGGAAAGCAAGAAGUACCCUUUCUGUUUCAUGCAGGAAGUCAUAUUUCAUGUCAGAAGAACUGGUUAGAGAAUGUGAAAAAGAAAGAUGGAUCCGCAAGUGGAUCAGGUUUAGACGUGUCAUGGAGAAAUAGUAAACACAGAAAGGACUACCGUGCAAGUGACAAGGUGGUUUGUUUUCCUGCUGACUCGCAGACGCCAAAGGAGUACUUCUUUCUUGAAACGCAGCAUUUUCCCGACAAAUUUUAAGUGCUUGUACAAAUCUUGUUUAACUCGUAACCCAAAAUCGGGUAUGAAGAAACUUCUGGCAACGUUUGUGAAAGUAUAUCGUGUGGAAUGUAACCCCUUAAACCUUGACAAGUAUUGUAUGAAAGCUAAGGGCUGCUGUUGUUGCUGAUAUAUUGUAUCGUCUGUUAAGUCCCAUUCUUCGGGUCACACCCCCCCGAUUAUAAAAGACAGUAUGAUGCUGUAUGAACCUACCAAUAGAGUCACUUCUCUUGGUUAUGUUGACUAGGCUCCAUGAAAAUGAUGACUUUUUUACGUCCACCUACACUCCUGAUCCAAAUUUUAAGACCAGUUGAAAAAUUGCAAGAAUUUAUGUUUUGCACUGUUGGAUCUUAAGGAGGUCCGAAGCAGAGCUUCAAAAUGGGAGUGAGACAAAAAGCAUUUUUGAGUAAGCAAUUUAUUGCAAACAAGCAUGAAAGUGAAAUGGGCUGUUCAUCAGCUGAUCAACCGUUUAAGACCGUGGCUCAAAAAAAAACAGAAAACUCUCCUAAAAUAGAACUAAAAUGUUCAAAAAAGGGGGUAAUGAGUAGCUGUUCCACUCUUGUUCUUGUGUGGGCAUGCUUGAUGCCAGUGUUUCCAGGACUGGUGGGAAUGUUGCUCCAGGUGGUGAAGAUGGCGUCACGGAGGGCAUCCACUGUCUGGAACUGAUGUUCAUCUUUGUAAACUUCCCUCGCCAUCCAUCCCCAAAUGCUCUCAAUUGGGUUUAGAUCAGGGGAACGUGCAGCAUGAUCCAAAAGAGUGAGCUUAUUCCCCUGGAAGAAGUCCUUUGUGAGGUGGGCAUUGUGAAAAAGCCAGUCAUUAC
Messenger RNA from Dunckerocampus dactyliophorus (ringed pipefish), 15409 nucleotides. It is a transcript of the gene fat3a, whose product is annotated as FAT atypical cadherin 3a. Gene Ontology annotation, biological process: homophilic cell-cell adhesion. Gene Ontology annotation, cellular component: plasma membrane. The transcript has 31 exons. Gene Ontology annotation, molecular function: calcium ion binding. The coding region runs from base 202 to 14163 and encodes 4653 amino acids. The record is from RefSeq and is a predicted model, not a curated record. Lineage: Eukaryota; Metazoa; Chordata; Actinopteri; Syngnathiformes; Syngnathidae.